Neohortaea acidophila is the source of this 1308-nucleotide messenger RNA. RefSeq lists its product as uncharacterized. Lineage: Eukaryota; Fungi; Ascomycota; Dothideomycetes; Mycosphaerellales; Teratosphaeriaceae. The transcript is spliced from 2 exons. Gene Ontology annotation, biological process: regulation of intracellular signal transduction; cellular response to L-arginine. Gene Ontology annotation, cellular component: cytosol. The coding region runs from base 101 to 1273 and encodes 390 amino acids. The record is from RefSeq and is a predicted model, not a curated record.
UAGCUCUUCCCCCAAAUUCUUGUUGUUUCAUUCCUCUCUCCCAUUUCUCCACUACCUCUUGCUCGACAGUCUCCCAGAACAUGUGAGCGCAGCCUCGUGAAUGGAGUCACCGCUAGAGCAGCCCGCCACGCUCCUCAACGCUCAGCUCAGCUUUCUCGAUACCCGACUUGUUCUCAUCCACCUGCCAUUAGACAUCUAUCCGCUAUUCGUGCGGCCAAUUCUUCAACUCAUCCUUCACAACACCCGCCAGAACGCGGAUGGAACUCCACAUGAACCGAAGAGGCCAUGGCUGUUCUGGCAUCCCUUCGUCCACAUCUCCAUCACAACCAACGCAUGCACCGUCGUCUGUCCGGAGCAUGAAGCCGAGACCCUCUUCAUGCCACUGCUCGCCGGUCUGAACUCGAAAUUACGGAGCUUAGUGUCCAUCAGCUCGGAACAAUACGCUGCUGUGCUGAUCUCAGGGGAAGGUCUCGAUGCCGGCCAACGCGUCCUCGACCUAACGAGUCCCCUAGCCCUCGCAGGCAUCUCCAUCUUCUUCAUUACCAGCUACUACGCCGACUUUAUCCUCGUCCCCUUCUCCGCCCGACGCACAGUCAUCCGCGCCCUAGAAGACCAAGGCUUCGUCUUCGAGAGCGACGACUCUCACGGCGAUGCGGGACACAUGACAAACUCCGGGCACUUGAGUCCGCAAAUCACUAAGUUCGCCUUUGACCUGUUUCCCACCUCUCCCGCCCCGACGCCCACCACUGUUGCCGAGCUUCAGACCCAGACGUUCGCCAUGCUACAGCGACACGACAUUACGCCGAGCGUGGAUGAGCACAUCGAGCUCGUGACGUGCGCCGGCGUGAAGGACAGCACGGCGAUUGCAGUCGCAAACAACAACGCCAAAGACAAUCUGCAGCUCGGCCUCGCCAAGUGUCUCACCUCGCAUCCUCCCCCGGCCUUCCUCGCCAUCACUCUCACCAACUUGGAGUCAAUGUCUUUGACACUCGACACUCGACUGCUAACUUACUUUCACAACGAUGGAGAAGACCUGCUUGUAGGCAAAGACGGGCCGGAGCAGGUGGCCAUCACGCUCGACCUCGAACAGCUUCCCCUCGAAAGCACCGGCAUCGUCUGUGGCGUUGCGAGCCGGCUGAGAGAUCAUAUGGCCCACCGGACCAGCGAGGUGUUCACCAUGAGCUAUUUGAGUACCACGAGGACCGGAAAUGUCAUUGUGUAUCGAGACGAGCUGAGCGACGCGAUGGAUGCGUUGAAAGGCGCUCGUGACUAAAAUCCGACUGGUAUGCAAAACGCUGGACACUUUUG